Messenger RNA from Thelazia callipaeda (thelaziosis nematode), 597 nucleotides. NCBI's taxonomy places the organism in Eukaryota, Metazoa, Nematoda, Chromadorea, Rhabditida, Thelaziidae. The record is from the annotation of a GenBank genome assembly.
AUGGAACUUCUGAAAAAAGAAUCUGAAAUCGUAGUACUAAGUAAUAAGCUUAGUACCCGAGAUGCAAUUGAUGACCAGCUGCAAUUAACCAAAGCAAAACUUGAGAACGAAUUAUUCGAAAAUAGGAUUAAAACUGAUCAAAUUCGUGUUUUGGAGGAGCAAAUUGAAGCUGCUAAUAAAAAAUACGAAAAUGAAAUUCGAGAAAAAGAUAAAUGUAUUAGUGAGCUUUUUUCAAAGCUAAAAGCAGCUGAAGAUGCUAAUAAACCGAUGGCUGAAACCAAUGCUAAACUCAUAGAUGAAAUUCAUGAGUUGAAGAAUUUGUUAGCAAAGAAAGAAGCUGACCUAGCAAAAUGUGGUAAUUGUUACGAUGAAAUGCGAAAAGCUGAAGAAUUAAUUGAACAAAUUCGUUCUGAACGCGAUGAAGUACGAUCAACUCUUAAUAAAAUACCAACUUGUGUUAUUUGUCUUGAUAAACGGCCACAGAUGUUAUACAUGCCAUGUUCGCACUUUAUUUGUUGCGAAGGAUGUGGAAGUCGCUUUGAGCAAUGUCCUGCUUGUCGACAAAAAAUAUGUGGCAAAAUUACGGUUUAUCAAUAA